Messenger RNA from Pestalotiopsis fici W106-1, 3849 nucleotides. RefSeq names its product Protein TIF31. Gene Ontology annotation, biological process: intracellular distribution of mitochondria. The coding region runs from base 1 to 3849 and encodes 1282 amino acids. NCBI's taxonomy places the organism in Eukaryota, Fungi, Ascomycota, Sordariomycetes, Amphisphaeriales, Sporocadaceae. The record is from RefSeq and is a predicted model, not a curated record. Gene Ontology annotation, cellular component: cytoplasm. The transcript has 4 exons. Gene Ontology annotation, molecular function: mRNA binding; protein binding.
AUGUCUGCCGAGAAGGAGAAUGCCCCCGCCGCCGCUGCUGCAACUCCCUCAACCGAAGUAGCUGCCAAUGGCAACUCAGAGCCGGUGGCUGACACCAGUGCGGACGUCCCAGACGAGGAAGCCGAGCAAGCUGGCGAAGCUCUCUUUCCUCUGACUGUGAUUCUUCCCAAUGAGCCUCACAAGAUUAACAUGGUGGCUUCGCCACAAGAGCAGGUUCACGAACUGCGCCAGUCCAUUAUUGAACUACCCGCCGCUUUCCAAUAUUCCUGCUUCCACCUCGAAUUCAACGGCGAGCGCAUAAACGACUUUGUCCAGAUAUCCGACGUCAAGGGGCUCGGCGCAGACGCGGAGAUCAACUUGGUUGAGGACCCCUACACAGAGAAGGAGGCUCGUAUUCACGUCAUUCGGGUCCGCGACCUGAUCGGUGCUGCUGGCGAUAGGACUGAUACUCUGCAUGGUGUCACCCCUGGCAUCUCCCUCUUUGACGCCGUCACUGCCGAGACCAAGGACAUUGACAAUGCGCAAGCUGCCAGCUAUGAAUUUGCUGCCGAUGCAAAGCCGACUACACUGCUGCCGAAGGAGGAAGAGCCUGCCCCAAAGACAGUCAAGUCCAUUGCUCUGUCGGCAUGGAACCCACCGCCAUACCACCUUCGACAAAAGGGACAUCUUUUGUACCUUGUUGUUUCGACAAACGAGGGAGAACAAUACCAAAUUACAUCUCAUGUUGGAGGUUUCUACGUGAACAAGUCAUCAAACAGCAAAUUCGACCCCACGCCAAAGUCUUCGCCCAAGGGCCAUUCGGCGCAUUCGCUCCUGACUCUGGUUGAGCAGAUCUCGCCUUCAUUUGCCGAGUCUUUCCAGAAUCUUAUCGAGUACAGCAGCCGUAGAGACCCACUGGCAACCUUCCAGCUGACCAAUGCCAUUCCCGCGGCUCCGUGGCUGGUUCCCAACACAUCCUCGACAGUAAACCAGCACAGCGCAGAUAUUACACGGUCGCAGGAGGGGUACCUGAUUGCUGGUAUUGACAACACGGAUAGCCUUCGAGACUGGAACGAGGAAUUCCAAUCAGCCCGCGAGUUGCCCAAGGAGACGGUCCAAGAUAGAGUCUUCCGCGAACGGUUCAUAUCCAAGCUUUUCGCCGAUUAUACCGAUGCUGCGGCCAAGGGUGCUAUCCUUGUUGCUCGUGGGGAGGUGACUCCUCUCAACCCGACUGAGGGACGUGACGCGCAGAUUUUUGUCUACAACAACAUCUUCUUCUCGUACGGUGCUGAUGGCGUCGGAACCUUCACAACCGAGGGCGGCGACGACGCUGCCAGAGUCGCCACUGGCAAGGAUGUGGCCGGAGUUAGGAUCGUGAACCAACUCGACAUCGAUGGUCUUUACAGCCCUGCUACUGUUGUCGUGGACUACCUGGGCAAGCGAAUUGUUGGCCAAAGCAUUGUUCCUGGCAUCUUCAAGCAGCGUGAGCCAGGUGAGCACUCGAUCGACUACGGUGCUGUGGAGGGCAAGGAGAUUGUCGCCGCCGAUGAGAGAUUUGUCGACACCUUCAGCAAGCUUUCACGAUCGCUUCGUGGCAAGAAGCACGCCGUGUGGGACAAGGACGGUAAGCGUUUCGAGCUUGAGGCUAGUGUUGAGACCAAGGGUUUGAUGGGCACCGACGGCCGGAAAUAUGUCUUGGAUCUUUAUCGCAUUACUCCUCUGGACAUUUCGUGGAUGGAGGAAGUUGGAAACGUUGGCGAGAAUGGGGACUCUGAUUACCCUCAUCGUAUGUCGGUUUUGCGACCUGAGCUUGUUGAGGCUCUCAGGACACAGAAGUGGACUGAGUGGGUCAAUGCCGAACUGGCCAAGCGCCAAAAGAAGCUCGCCGACAAGUCCGAGUCGAAGCAGGAGGGCUCUGAAGAAGCUACCGACAAGUCUGAGGAGAAGUCUGAGGAGAAGUCUGCCGAGAGCGAGGCUGAGAAGCCCGAGAGUGGCGAGGAACAGCAGGAGGACGACGACCGCCUCGAUACAUCUGGCUUCUCCUUUGCCUUGAAUGCGGACGCCUUCAGUGGCCAAGAGCCGCAGACGGAUGCUGAAAAAGAGCAGUGGGCGGCCGAUGAGCAGGAGGUGCGCAACGCCUGUGCUUACCUGCGGGAAAACAUUGUGCCUGAGUUUGUCAAUGAUAUUAAGAAUUCGGAGUUGCCAUUCCCUAUCGACGGUGUCUCCCUCACCCGCAUCAUGCACAAGCGCGGUAUCAACAUGCGUUACCUUACCAAAGUCAUCGCAGCUUGCGAGGGCCCGAGACUCCAGCGCCUGGCGGAUCUGUGCCAGCAGGAAAUCGUUGCUAGGUCGUUCAAGCACGUGGCUGGAAAGUAUCUGCGGUACCUCCCGAUGCCGCUCACGUCUACAUGCAUCGCUCACCUUCUCAACUGUUUCAUUGGAUUCAGCUAUAACCCCAAGCCGGCCGCAGACAUUGACGAGUCGCUCAAGGCCUUGUAUCCUGAGGCUGACCUGGCGUUUGCGGAACUGACCCCUGAAUCGAUUCGUAAGGAAAUUGAAGGCGAGGCGACCCGGCGCUUCAGAUACACCCUGCAAGCAGACUGGCCCUUCCAGCUGAAGCCUCUCCAAGUUUUGCGUGAGGUUUCGUUGAAGCUGGGCUUCCAGUUGCAGCACAAGGAAUUCCAGUUCACCGAGGAUGCCAAGUCCGAAUCCGAGCAGCCAGCCAGCAACGGCAAAGCAACAAACGGGGUUAACGGUCAUGCGUCGGCUGAGAGCAACAGCAAGAAGAAGAAGAAGAAGGCCAGAGAGGGCUCCCCAUCAUCCAAUGCUUCUGCUACCGUUGCGCCCACCACCUUUGUUACCGAUGACAUCCUGAACAUUGUGCCUAUUGUCAAGGACUCGGCCCCGAGAAGUGUCAUCUCUGAGGAGGCGCUUGAGGGUGGUCGCCAUUCCUUGAUGCAGAAUAACAAGAAGAUUGGCAUGGAGUUGUUGCUUGAGUCAUUGACUCUGCACGAGCAGAUCUACGGCAUCAUCCACCCCGAGGUUGCCCGAGCCUACGCCACUCUGGCUCAGAUUUACUAUCAAUUGGACGAGAAGGAGGCAGCUGUUGAUCUGGCGCGCAAGGCUGUCAUCGUGUCGGAGAGGACGCUGGGUGUUGACAAUGCUGAAACUCUACUGGCGUACCUCAACUUGAGUCUGUUUUUGCACGGCUCUGGUGACAGCAAGUCGGCGCUCACCUAUGUCAAGCAUGGCCUUGAUCUGUGGAAGGUGAUCUACGGUGCCGAUCACCCCGACUCCAUCACCACACUCAACAAUGCUGCUGUCAUGCUGCAAAGCCUGCACGCUUACCACGAGUCCCGCAUCUGGUUUGAGCAAUCUCUCGGAGUCUGCGAGCGCAUCAUGGGCAAGAACUCACUGAGCUCCGCUAGCCUUCUGUUCCAGCUUGCCCAGGCACUGGCUCUCGAUAACGAGCCCAAGGCUGCGCUGACCAAGAUGCGUGAUUGCUACAACAUUUUCAAGGACACGCUCGGGCCUGAGAACCAGAACACCAAAGAGGCUGAGAACUGGCUCGAAACGCUGACUCAGAACGCCGUGGCGCUGGCCAAGCGGGACAAGGACCAGCAAGCUAAGAGACUGCGCGCAGGUAUCAAGUUCCCGACUCGCAAUGUCGCUCUGGGCAGCGGUGCCGGCAGCGCACAGACGUCUGUUCUGAGCAAGAGCAAAGGUUCCAAGACUGGUCUGGAUUCGCGAAGCAUCGAUGAGCUUAUCAAGUUCAUCGAGGGAGACGACUCGCAGAAGAAGAGCACCAAGAAGAAGCAGUCUGGACGAGGCGGACCUAAGAUGCGCCGCCUGAGUGUUGCCAACAACUAA